Molecule: messenger RNA, 755 nt
Organism: Fomitopsis serialis
Lineage: Eukaryota; Fungi; Basidiomycota; Agaricomycetes; Polyporales; Fomitopsidaceae
Product: glycine cleavage H-protein-domain-containing protein
Exons: 5
Coding region: 123-629 (168 amino acids)
Biological process (GO): protein lipoylation; glycine decarboxylation via glycine cleavage system
Cellular component (GO): cytoplasm; glycine cleavage complex; mitochondrion
Source: RefSeq, a predicted model, not a curated record
GGCGGCGGAUGUCCGUCGGCUCCCUCGCGAGCUGAGAUCUAAGAACUUAUUCUCAACGGCCGUGGUCGUAGGUCCUCAUAUUCAGCUUGUGGUAUACGUCCUUCUACGGCCUGUCAACGAAGAUGCUCCCUCCUCUCCGGCAAAUAGCUCGUCCUGCGGCAUUUGCGCUUCGCGCGACCCGUCGGCCAACAGCAUAUGGAGGCGCUAGACUCGCCCCGUUCGCUCGGACGAUUGUCACGAAAAGGUAUACACAGGACCAUGAGGCGGUGGUGUUUGACGACAGCACGAUGAAGGGCACGGUGCACCUCACCAACUAUGCCCAGUCGAGCUUGGGAGACGUCGUCUUCGUCGAGUUGCCCACGGAAGGGACAGAGGUCGCCCAGGGUGACCAGAUUGGUGCAGUGGAGAGCGUGAAGGCUGCUUCGGACAUCGUUGAGUGUUUUCACCGUGUUGCGCGCGUCUUUCACUCAUGCAAUAUCGCCUUGCUAUCCCAGUACGCUCCCGUAUCAGGAGUGGUGGAGGAGUCACCUGAGGACCAGGGUUGGCUAUGCCGGAUCAAAGUCAAGGAUGCUGCUGAGGUCGAAAAGCUGAUGGAUGAGGAGGCGUACAAGGCACACUGCGAGUCAUGAGCACACAACUUGCUAUCAUGACAUCGUACACUCGGCAUCAACUGCCGUAGACUUUGCUGCCGAGGCGCUGGCUUGCUGUUCUCAAUGCAGCGUAGAGCAUUAUGUAUAUCACACAAUAAUAUGGGA